Molecule: messenger RNA, 1216 nt
Organism: Salvia miltiorrhiza (redroot sage)
Lineage: Eukaryota; Viridiplantae; Streptophyta; Magnoliopsida; Lamiales; Lamiaceae
Exons: 3
Coding region: 124-630 (168 amino acids)
Source: RefSeq, a predicted model, not a curated record
GCGAAAAGGGGAAAAAUAACCUACAUUUGAGGUUCGCCAAAUCGCUCUGGUGGUAUUGGUGGGGUAAUCGACGGCCAUCCUCGCUGGGCGAUUGGACGAGAAACACAUCGGUAACUUGCCGCCAUGGAUUUAUCGCAACCGAAUACAGGGAGCAACGAGGUCUUUUGCAAUAGAGCGAACAAGACUAAUAAAAUGCGUCUUCCGUGGUCAUCCAAAGAGGAGGUUGUUUUGGUGACAGCACUGAAAGAGCUCGUUGCUGAUGGAUGGAAGUUCGACAAUGGGUUCCGGGCGGGGUUUCUUGGUAAACUCGAAGACGCAAUUAGGAAAGAAUUUCUCGGGACAAAUUUGAAGGUUGUGCCACACAUCAACUCGAAGAUCGGCACAUGGAAAAAGAACUUCUACACGUUGCCAGCUAUGUUGGCACGUAGCAGUAUCGGAUUUAACUCAAAUGGGGAUCACAUGGUCGAUUGCACCAACGAUCAAUGGGAACAAAUCGUGAAGUGUGAUCCAAACGUGCGCCUUAUGCGCUAUAAAAGUUGGCCGUUAUAUGACUCGUGGAAGGAGAUAUUUAGAAAUGAUAGGGCGACCGGGGAUAGGCAGAGGAUUUUAUGGAUGUUGUCAACGAGUUGAAAUGUGAAGAUAAUCUAGUACAGGGAACGAGGGCUAAUAAUGUUGAUGGAUAUGUUCUGAUUGAGGAAGAACUCAAGAACGAAAUGGAGAAGAUAACGUUUGUCAAAAAGGCGGCGCAAAUGUAUGAUCUACGAGCAAGAAGCGAAAGCAGGAUGAUGGUCUUGAUGACGUGCAUGAAUUGCUCGUGGAGCUUGGUCAGAAUACUGAUAAGAGACUAGAGAGCAUUGCCAAUAGGAUCAGGUACGAGUUCGAUUUGAGCAAGGCAAAGACGAAGGUGUAUCAAACCCCUCGCGCUAUGUCGGGACUUUCCAAGGACGAUAUGUUUGAAGUGUGUGAGAUACUUGCGGACAAAGUCGAACGACUUGAACCCUUCAUGGGUUUACUCGUUGACGCUCGUCAAGAUUAUCUUCUUCGCGUGCUAAUAACUCGGGGCAAGUAGUAACAUGUUUGUAAAAACAACUUGGGAUGGACUGGAGCCAAAAAUUUGAACUCUUGUUUCCUUUUUGUUUUUUAAUUUCCUGACUUCUCCAAACCUAUGUUUCUUGUAAGUUAAGAUAGUGCUAAGUUUUUGUUGUAUGAAUUUGCA